This is a messenger RNA of Octodon degus (degu), 567 nucleotides long. It is a transcript of the gene Hba1, whose product is annotated as hemoglobin subunit alpha 1. NCBI's taxonomy places the organism in Eukaryota, Metazoa, Chordata, Mammalia, Rodentia, Octodontidae. Gene Ontology annotation, cellular component: haptoglobin-hemoglobin complex; blood microparticle; hemoglobin complex. Bases 45 to 473 code for a protein of 142 amino acids. Gene Ontology annotation, biological process: hydrogen peroxide catabolic process; oxygen transport. The record is from RefSeq and is a predicted model, not a curated record. The transcript has 3 exons. Gene Ontology annotation, molecular function: heme binding; organic acid binding; iron ion binding.
CCCACACGCUUCUGGCUCUGACACAGACUCAGAAAGAAUCCACCAUGGUGCUGUCUCCUGCUGACAAGACCAACGUGAAGACUGCCUGGGGCAAGAUUGGUGGCCAUGGUGCGGAAUAUGGCGCGGAGGCCCUGUUCAGGAUGUUCCUGAGUUUCCCAACCACUAAGACUUAUUUCCAUCACUUCGACUUGAGCGCGGGCUCCGCUCAGAUCAAGAGCCAUGGCAAGAAGGUGUCGGAUGCGCUAACCACUGCUGUGGACCAUCUGGACGACCUGCCCACUGCUCUGUCUGCUCUGAGCGACCUGCACGCCCACAAGCUGCGUGUGGAUCCCGUGAACUUCAAGCUCCUGAGCCACUGCCUGCUCGUGACUCUGUCUGCCCACCACCCAGCAGAUUUCACCCCCGCGGUGCAUGCCUCCUUGGACAAAUUCUUGGCCACUGUGAGCACCGUGCUGACUUCCAAAUACCGUUAAGCUGGAGCGACACUGCCCUACCUGCAGGGCUUCCUGUCAGGCCCUUUUCCCUUCCUUGCACCUGCACCUCUUGGUCUUUGAAUAAAGUCUGAGU